This is a messenger RNA of Labrus bergylta (ballan wrasse), 5118 nucleotides long. RefSeq names its product consortin, connexin sorting protein a (gene cnsta). NCBI's taxonomy places the organism in Eukaryota, Metazoa, Chordata, Actinopteri, Labriformes, Labridae. Gene Ontology annotation, molecular function: connexin binding. Gene Ontology annotation, cellular component: trans-Golgi network; transport vesicle; plasma membrane. The record is from RefSeq and is a predicted model, not a curated record. Gene Ontology annotation, biological process: positive regulation of Golgi to plasma membrane protein transport.
CGAUAGCAAUAACGACCCCUGACUGUGUGACUGUAACACCUCCAGUCUUCACAACAUCCCCAGCUGACUGUCUGAUGCCCGGACUCUUACUGUUCAUACAAACCUUACAGCCGCUUAAAGAAGGUCUUCUCUAACAGAGUGCUCUGACCUUCAGGCUUAAAGGUCAAACGUUGUGAGGGGCUGUGCCCGAUGGAUCAUGGUGGCCAGUUUGAGAGGGAGGGCAGAGUAAUGUCCCACAUCCAGGGGGGCGGGGUUGACCUCUGUGAUAAUCUCCCUAACCCUCAAGCUCUCACUGCCCAAACUCGAAACCUCAACGAGAAAAACACACACACUCAGAGUCUCUCUCCUUCACAAAAUGAGGACGCAGGAGGGUGCAGGCUCAUCAGGGAUGACGCUCUCAGCAGCAGUGGAAAGGAGGGAUCCACAGAAAGACACAGAGAGGAGGAUGAUGAGGAAGACAUGGAUGAGGUCAUGAAGGAAGACGAGGAAGAGGAGGAAUCAGAGGGAUCGAGCUGUCUCAUUCGCUGCCAGUCUCCCAGCACGCCCAUGACUGAUUCAUCCUAUUCAGAAACAGGCAGUCUCAUGGAAACUCAAUAUCCUUUUAGCCCUGGGACCAGUCCCGAGCCUACAUCCCCUGUCAUCCCAGUGGUCAGUCCAGAAAAAGCAUGUCCCAUCACUCAAGUGGAACUGAGCCAGGAUGAUGUCAAAGUGGACUCUAACAACUCAAACACUGAAUCUUUUCCAUCUCAUACAGAGACUGUUACACUGGCACCUGUCGUCAGCACAGGGCCUUUAGAUUCAAACACACAAAACAAGACCUCAGACAUCAGGCCUGACAGCCCACCAGGACCUUCAUGUACCACAGGAAAAACUACUAAUACCUCUACAGAUUAUCUUUCCUCAUCCACAAAGCCUGUCUUCAACCAUGAGCCCCGAGUUUCUGUAGCUUCCACCCCUGUGAGUGCAGCAACCAGCCCUAUUGCAUUUACUACAGGGCUUAUGGCUCCUUGUACAGAAUCAACCUCCACCACAGGACCUUUCACUUUAAAUUGGGAAAACAUUUUUACCUCCACUCCAUUGCCCACUUGUUUCUCAGUCCCCACCUGCGCCACAGGACCAAGCCCUACUUUGUUGGAGAGUCUGGAGCAGCUCGCAAAAAGGGGAGAUAACCCUCAACUUCCACAGUACCUGCACCAGAUUGCUGAGGCCUUUGUCCUUCAGGAAGACUACCAGCGGGCGUUAUGGUGCAUCCAGUUAGAGAAGCUCUAUCACCAGAGGGUACUGGAGAACCUGAAUGCACUACAGGAGCAGUGGGAGAGUCAAUGUAAAAGGACUUCCUCAAACCUGGCAACCAGACAUCUGGACACUCUUAAAAACAUCUGCCAGACACACAGUCGACCAUGUGCUGAAGAUGCUGUGUGUGCAUCUCAGGAUUUAUUGAGGACCACAAUUGAAGAAGGUGGUGCCCUGCCUCCAUGUACUUCAACCCAUCAGAGUGACAGAGGGAUGGAGCAGAGAGCAGAAGACUCCUCCCAUUCUCAGAGCAGCUGUCCAGUCAUACCCUUCAUUAAUUCGUCCGACGGGCACAAUUCCCCUGAGAUGUCAGAAAAGGGCAGGGAAGACCCAGACAGGGAAUCACGGGGGAGGGACUGCAGCAACACAGAGAGAAGAGAUCAAGAACAAGGGGUAGCAUGCACCACAUCAGGAAUAGUAAAUGAACUGCACCCCUCUCUGACUGGAGAAAUGGAUCAGUCCAAGCCCGCAGAGCUGCAGGGAGGAGAUUUAGGUCUUGCACAGGAAAAGGAGGCAAAAAGGGAAGAAGAGGAGAGUGACGUGGAGGAGGCAGCCGAAGCUCUAGAGAUGGAAGAUGAGGGAGAGGACGAAGAGGAGGAGAAGCAGAAAGAAAGAGACUCUCCUUUAUGUCAGAAGGCUCUACCAGUAGAGACUCUGAUCAGUGGGGCAGAGGUGGAGGUACAACAUCUGCACCAGGAAGACAGAGAUGAGGAAAAGGUACAUGAUGAGACCCAGGAGAGAGCUGAAACCCACCUGAAACAUCAGGCCCUUCUGCCUCAAGAGGCUCAUAUGAGGCAGCAGGAGCAGACUGAGGAGAGCAUGGAGGAAGAGGAGGAAGAGGAGGAGUACGAAGUAGAGCAAAUUGACAUGAUCAGAGAAGCUGCCGUACUGGACGACAUGGCUAAACUCAUCACAGUAGAGGAGAUGUCUCCUGCAUCUGGCCUGGUCUCCAUAUUAAAGAAGAGGAAGGCUUAUGUGGACAACAUGAGUGUUUCUGCUACCUCAGAGGCAAUGCCUGACCAAGCCCCUGCUAAAAGACGGGUCCGCUUCAAAGUCCCUGAUGACGGCUAUGAGCAUGAUGUUGGCGGUGGGGACUCCUGCCUGCUUCUCUUCCUGCUUUGUAUGGUAACCGUGGUGAUCAGUGUAGGUGGCACAGCCCUCUACUGUGCUCUGGGCGAUGCCCAUUCCUCAGUCUGUCAGGACUUUUCUAGAAAUGCAGACUUUUACAUGGGCCAGCUACAGCGGGGGAUAGCUCACAUCCAGCAUUGGUUCACCCCCGGGUCAUAGCAGCAGCAAUGUGUCAUCACUGUGGCAGUUUUGGGCUGCUUGUUCAGGCACUUCCUGGGACACUUUUUUCCGAGGUAAUUCUGCCAGGCAGCUGCUGCCGGGCAGCUGCUGCAGUCCCUGGCAUACUGCGGAGCAGGUGGCUAUUAUGCUGCCUAAUUGACUGAACAAUAAUAUAGGAUCAGAUGGCAUUUUAGGCCUUCGCCUGCAUAUUUAAUGUUUGGUUGUAGGGUUAAGACUUAAAGUUGUCGGUCAGAUGAGACUGAAGAACACAGGUCAGAAAGGGAAAGCAGAACGGAGGGAGAGAGAAUAACUGGAGAAUAGAGGUGACCUAAAAAUAAAAGAAUAACUGAACUGCAGCCCCUUUAAUAUAGGUUAUACAUUUUUAAGCUAGGUUUAGAAAUCCUGAAUACAACUACAAUGUCAUACUGAAAUAGCUGCAAACACGUUCACCAUGAGCUGGUGAUACUUUAGUCUAAAGUCAUUGGUAGAUAACCAUGGCUGGAUACAAAAUGUAACUGCCUCACACUGGAUUCAUAAACUCAGCUCCCUGAGUUAAAAAUAAUAAAAAGGUAUGAUCAGCUGCAACCUGGAGUUGUGAAAAUGGUAUCUAUUGUAUAGUUUGUUAACUGGGCGUGAUUGCUCCACACAUAUACUGCACAAAUGGGAAGUGGCCCAAAGGGCAUUUUACAGCCUGCUGCAACCACUUGUGUUGCUUUUAUUGUUGACUUUUUCAAUUCACAAAUGACAUUUUUAAAUGAACAAACCAUUCAGUGGUCUACUUGGAAUGAAAUCUCUAUGUCUUAAUCAAGCGUUUAAUGAAUGUUUGGAGUUUAUUGUUAAAUAUGACUUUGUUUUUAUCUGUGGGGCAUUUUUAUAUUGCCAGAAAUACAAAAUUGAAAGGGUUAUUUUGGUAUUCACCAAACUGGGCUAAUGGACAACAGACAAAUCAAACUUGUCCAAUGGGGUAAAAUAACAUGUUUUUAUCUUAACAACUGCUAUCUGAUGUCGUGCAUUGCAUUAACAUCGAGCAGUUGCUAAAGAGCUCUACAUGAGAAGCACAGCUGUACUUCUUGUGUACCUUCCACCCCAGCUUUGUGUAGCAUAUGCAACAUGUACAUGAACACAGUGCACCUCUGUAUAUAGCUGUUGUCAGAAGAAUGUCUAUCAUGUUGCACAUAAGACAGGUAUGAUUUUCUUAACAUCUAUGUGCUACAGGCUUUACUCGAUUUGAUCAGAAGCAAAAAAUGACCCCAAUCCCAAACUGGAUGCCAGGGAACAUAAGUUUGCACUGAUAGCCAGAAAAAAGAAUAAUCAUGUCUUAUGCUGCUCUGGCUGGGUAAGGACUAACUUCAGCAGCAAAAAAAAAAAAAUUGAAUUGCAUGAUUGAUGUUGAAAACAACUGUUCAGUGUACUGUCAAUGCAAACCUUGAGGUUGAUGGGGUCAUUUGAAGCACUGUCCAGAUCUGCCUGCCUGUGAUUUUUUCUUAGCGAUUCUUUGCAUCAUCUUUUUCCACAGCCGGUCUUCUUAAGGAGUCAUUCAGUUAACGUGUCAUCUUAAAGAGUUCAUUUCUGCACACCUUUGAGUUUGAGGUUUCGCCUUAAGACACUUUAUUCUCACACCAGUGCUUUGAUUCUUAUUUCAAAAACUGUUUCUUAGCAAAUGUCAACUCUUAUUGGGGUCACUUUUAUGCCUUGUCAUCCAUCUUUUUUUAUUUCAUUUGAACACAUUGCAAUGCUUGGUGUCCUUUUAAUUAUUUUCUUUUUAUUCAGGGUUGUUGCAGAUUCCACAAAAAUGCCCUCAAAAAAACACAUAUCUCAUAAGGGUCUUUAUUGUCAGUAUGUAAAGAAAAAAACUCUUGAAGAGGAGAGUCAGGUGUCUUAACUAUGCAUUUAAUACGGUUUGAGUUUGUUCUUUUUCUCUCAGGAUUUGUCCUCAGUCACAAAAACCUGAAAAUCACUUUGAGAUGUGAGGGGUUUUUCUUCCCGGGAUGUGAGGAAUUGCAGAUUGAUUCUUGUUUCAUUUGCACAUUUCAUCUGGCUGGUUCAGAUGACUUUCACACAGAUAACCAUUUAUUUAAUCUUCUGGAUAGUUUUAAUUAUUUAUCACAUGACAGAUGUCUAGCAUGGUAAAAAAAGGAUGCAUUUGUUCAUUUGCUUUUGUUAUGCUUUGCUUUAUUAUUGACAUAAUACACCAGUAAUGUUUUCAUCUUUUUUUACCAUCAUAUCAGUCAUCGUUAUAUGUUUAUGUUGUUUCAUUAAUUUACCUUUAUGUUUAUUUUAACUGCUGUUGUCAUUAACUUCUUCAGUUAAGAUUCAUAUUCAUUGGUUUUUAACAGAACAUUACAAAUGGAUGGAUGAUUUGUGUGUGUAUUACUGUGUACCUCUGUUAUCGAGCUGAUGAAAGGCAGUUUAUAAUUGUUUUGAUGAAAUGUUUUCUCUUUGUUUUUACAUUUUGUUAUAGGAUACGUUUUUUGUUGUUAAAAAACAACUCUCUCCUUAUGUAUAUCGUAUUCCUCCUGUUAAAAACAAUGAAAACAG